CGUCGAACGGCGCUGUGUUGCGACGGGACCAUGCCGCCGCGCCCUGCGCCACCGAUCCAACGAUCUCAGGUACGCGAGAUCCCAUUAUCAUAACACCCGCGGAAAAUCGCUGGCCGACUUCCGCGGACUCGGGGGCGGCCGCAUCAGCCAGCAGCCCCCGCUCACUCGCGCGACUGUGCCCCGCGCGCGCUGUCAACAACCGAAAACGUGUCCAACGCCGGCCCUUUGAUCGCGUCCCGCCGGGAUCAACGGAUGGAAUUACUCGCCCGCCGGUCGGCCGCAUAGGAAAAUCAUCGGGAGACUGGAGCAGCCGAAAGGUCACAUUUUUCGCGACACACGCCGGCCCCGCGGAAUCUGGGGCUGCCGCUAGUCAAAGGCACCGCGGAAAAUGCAAUAUAGCGAACGAUAGGAAUUGAUGAUCUGCCCCGGGCCGACCAGCUGUCGAGUUUGAUCGAAGGCCCGAUUACCGGAAACGGACGGCCAAAAAUGUGACGCGCGGCGGGCGCGCGGGACGCUCGGCCCUCGAACAGGAGGACGGACCGGACGACUAUUCAAAGCGUGACGCUGGAUUCACCGGGCAGGACAACAUGAACUCUAGCGGCGAGUCAGGCGGCACGAUGACCGAGGACUACGAGGUGUCCGGCUGCGGUCCGCCGGAGGAGGAGACGGGUUCGAACUUGCCGGUGUGGGAGGCAGCCGCAGCCUCGCUGACGCUGGGCUUCCUGGUGCUAGCCACAGUGCUGGGCAACGCUCUGGUGAUCCUGAGCGUGUUCACCUACAGGCCCCUCAGGAUCGUGCAGAACUUCUUCAUCGUCUCCCUAGCGGUGGCGGACCUGGCGGUGGCCAUCCUGGUGAUGCCUUUCAACGUCGCCUACCUGCUGCUGGGCAAGUGGAUCUUCGGCAUCCACCUGUGCAAGCUGUGGCUGACCUGCGACGUGCUCUGCUGCACCGCCAGCAUCUUGAACCUCUGCGCGAUCGCGCUGGACCGGUACUGGGCGAUCACGGACCCGAUCAACUACGCGCAGAAGCGCACCCUGAAAAGAGUCCUAGCGACGAUAGCCGGCGUGUGGAUCUUGUCCGGCGCGAUCAGCUCGCCGCCAUUGGCGGGCUGGAACGACUGGCCGGAGGAACUGGAGCCCGGCACGCCCUGCCAGCUGACCAGAAGACAGGGUUACGUGAUAUACUCGUCCCUGGGCUCUUUCUUCAUCCCGCUGCUGCUGAUGAGCCUGGUCUACCUGGAGAUCUUCCUAGCCACCAGGAGGAGGCUCCGCGAGAGGGCCAGGCAGAGCAGACUCGGCGCCGUGCAGUCCACCAGGCAUCGAGAGGCGGACGACAACGAGGAGUCGGUGAGCUCCGAGACCAACCAUAACGAGAAGUCGACGCCCAGGGCGCACGCGAAGCCUUCGUUGAUCGACGACGAGCCCACGGAGGUGACGAUAGGCGGCGGCCACGCGACCACCUCGUCCUCCAGGAGGUUAGCCAGCGGCAGUCGACCGGCGGCCACCACAACCACGGUCUACCAGUUCAUCGAGGAGCGCCAGAGGAUCUCGCUGUCCAAGGAGAGACGAGCCGCCAGGACGCUGGGCGUGAUCAUGGGCGUGUUCGUCGUCUGCUGGCUGCCGUUCUUCCUGAUGUACGUGAUCGUGCCGUUCUGCCCGGCCUGCUGCCCCUCGGACCGCAUCGUCUACUUCAUCACGUGGCUCGGAUACGUGAACAGCGCCCUGAACCCGCUCAUCUACACGAUCUUCAACCUCGACUACAGGAGAGCCUUCAGGCGGCUGCUGCGGAUCCGCUGAACAGGGGAUCGCUCGCGGACGAUGCUCGGUUUUUCUCGCGGGGACUGAAGAUUAAUAACUCCGUUCCUCCUCGUUUCGCGUUGCUCUUCGCUUGGCGGCGGAAACGGCGAAGCAUCCGGUCGCGGGAUCGAUGGACGAGCGAACCGGACCGCCAGGACCGACGGUUGCGAUGGACCCCGAGCGGCAGGCGACCGCGAUUUAGUUUCCCGUCGCCGGCGCACGAUCGAGCGGUACGCUGGGCCACCGAGCGGGAUACUAAAUUACUAGGAAUUUCAAUAAAACCCGGCUCUACGGCGUCUCGCGUUUAUUUCGGUGGGCGCGCGGGGCACGCUGCGGGAACGCGGCGACCGCGCCGCUGGCGCAGGAAUUUCGGGCGAGACGCCGGUCGAUAUCGGGACGAAAUUGAUUGCUGUUUUCGUGGUCGCUGUGCGGGAUGUUCCAUGCGUUCGCGUCGCGAUGGAGCGUGGCGGUGCUCGGAUAGGUGCUUUAGAUGAAAACGCCGGUCGCAUCGGAACCUUUGCGAUCGCCAGCUUCGAUUUCGCCUCUUGUAGAUGGAUGUACGUUGCGAGUAGAACAUUCGGUUUCGAAGCAUCGGCUUCGGGAACGUGCCGUCAAUCAUUUGUGCACUUUCGAUUCGUUGCGUCGGGAUAUGCACUCUGGCUGUACGAUCGCAGAUAGCGCCCUUUGAAUGGCGAACCGCGGAGUUUCUACAUAUCAUUGCCGAAUCGUUUUGUAAGAGUCGUUGGAGAUCUUUCCGCUCGGUCACGUAGGUAUUUUUCGUUGAAGUAAGGAUCUUCGACAGUUGCAACGUUUCGAGAAAACACGGUGCCGCCGAUACACAGGCGUCCGCAGUUCCUUCGCGCGCCAUCACGCACGGCGCAGCCGUAAUUAAAUGAUCCCGCGAGUUCGUGCCGCAAACUCUGCGUCGCGUUUCAUGGUUGCUCGAUCACAGAAUCCUUUAAUUCCGCUGGGAACAUAGUAGAAGACCUCGGUGCGCGGCGAAUCGGAUUAGCUGCACCGAAAAGCUGUGCGCGGCGGCGUUUUUCAUCGCGACCACUCCCGUGUGUGCAUCGCGGCGGUUUCGCGCCACCGAUUACCGUCCCGCGAGCGGUGCCUCGGUUGAUCUCUCGCGCGAGGGAGAGCGUUCGCGUCACCGAAAAAUUCCGCCGUCCGGAACAUGUUAAUUGAAUCCAGGGCGCGCAGUUCGGCACGGUACGGCGGCCGGUUACAAAUUCGCGUCGCGUCAAAGAUUAACUGCGUCGACAAGAGACGCGAUAGUCUAAUUCCGUUGCGGCGGCCGCCACGAACCCCGUUUCAUUAAAGUUGCUCCAUUAAUCCUGCGAGGUGACUCCGGAAACAAGCGAGCGUGUGUGCGUUAACGCGAAACUCAGGCUGCAAUUGAAGACCACCCGUGUUUUUCGGCGUAAUUCCGCCAAUUUUGACGACUCUGUUGCGAUUAGCGCGGACUUUGGACGCAAUCCAAUUAUGUAAAGGCAUCAUUUGUUCGUGUAAUGCGCGGGGACGAGAUCCUGAAGGAAUUCAAGUUACUGUGCGGCUAGUUUCUAGAUUUUCACGGUUCCGUCGCGAUUAGCGCAAGCGUAUGGGCGACAUUCGAUCGUGCUGGCGGAGGUUCUCGAUCUUUUCGAUCGCACGCGUGCGGAUAGAAGACCUCGGGGGAAUCGGAGUUGCAACUGUGGCUGGUCCAGCGAUUGCUCGAUCGUUUCGCGUACUUUUCUUUGCCAAUUUUCGUCAAUUCCGGCGGCUCCGUCGCGAACAACGCGAACGUGUGGAUGGGAUUCGAUCAGCCAACAACGAAACGCGCCUGCAACACCGCCGCGAUGCAGAAGCUCGAGCGUUGGUGUAUUAUCCUGGUCGAUCGUUCCAUUUGCCGCGGGACUGUGGAAGCUAUUGGAAAGAAAUGCCGGGUUCGAAUCAUUUCGCGGGUGGAUCGACGCCAGCUAGAGGGCUAUUGAAUUCUUCGUGGCAUCCCCCUGUGUUUUAUUAUCGCCGGCAGCAGCGGGCUCGUAAAUAUACUUUCAAGCUGCCGUUGCGGCUUCGGGUACUCGCGAGAAUGUAGAACUUUAUCUCGGGAUGUCGCCUGAGGAAAGGCGAGUACGGUUUGCGACGAAAUGAUGGCGGGUUGCGUAAAAUUGCUGAGUUCCUUAGUAGACUCCUUAAUAGAGUAUAACGCGAGAUCAAUGACAAAGAUUAAAUAACAGCUGAGACGUCAACAAUCCAGAAUUUCGAGAUAGAUAAUUAUAUCUUCAAAACUGCCACUGAUAAUUCGAAGUCAGGCGAUUAUUUAACACUAGAACUACAUUUAAAUUGUCCUUUUCAAAUUUCUCCGUGGAAACUAAAUAGCGCGACUAUUGAGACUUCAAUCGAUUUGCAACAUAGUUUGCGUAUUGCUAAAUGAAUGUCUCUAGUGAUUUCUCAACAACUGGAGAAAAAUAAAUCAUGAAUAAGUGAUUUUGACCCAUCCGGUAGUUCUAGUGUCAAAUCUUCGUCGAAGCAUUCAAUCACACGACAUGAAGAUUCCGACGCAACCAGCAAUUUUCCAUUAUCUUCCAAGAUAAUCCACGGAACAAGCCACCUUUGUUCUACCGCUUUGUCAUCAUUUCGUCGCUGAUCGUAGACUACAGA
This is a messenger RNA of Nomia melanderi (Alkali bee), 4439 nucleotides long. RefSeq names its product Octopamine-Tyramine receptor (gene Oct-TyrR). Gene Ontology annotation, cellular component: plasma membrane. Gene Ontology annotation, biological process: G protein-coupled receptor signaling pathway. NCBI's taxonomy places the organism in Eukaryota, Metazoa, Arthropoda, Insecta, Hymenoptera, Halictidae. Gene Ontology annotation, molecular function: octopamine receptor activity. The record is from RefSeq and is a predicted model, not a curated record.